CGUGCUGGACGCCGCGGUCCGCCGGUAACGGCCAACGCGAUGCUGCGGUGCCUGCAGGGUGAUGCCGCCGCGCUCCUUGCUUCCUCCCGGUAAGGAAACUGUGCUGUCACCCCCCUCACCCCCACGUGCGUGGUGCCAGCAAAGCCCCGAGGAGCAGCACAGUGCCAGAGGCUGACGGGAGCGAUGUCCUCUCCCUGGACAUGGCCACUGAUGGCCAUGGGAGCCUCAUCCAGCCCAGGAAGGUGCCAAACCCAAGAUGGGAGUCCCAGAGCCACCGGGAGCUGCUCUUCAGCCACAGCAGGGGGAUCCUGCCCUGGCACAGAGCUGAGCUGCCGCAGGUACUGGAGAGCCGGCGGUUGAGGCAGCUGAGGGAGGAGCUGUGGGGACCCCCCCUCUGACCUUGAGCAGCAGCUGAGGAAACACCACUAGAGGCUUGAGGAGCCCUUGCCCUGUUGGAAAGGAAGUGUGAGGUGCUGUUUUUGAGCAGAUCUGAGAUCAACAACCCAACCACUGGGUGCGGCAGCACCAUCCUGGGCACCGGGGAGGGCACCUGGCCACCGCCAUGGCUCCCGAGGAGCUCGCCAGCUCAGCCGACUACGAUUACCCACCGGUGACCAACGUGACGGGGAACUGGGAGGUCUCCGGAUGGGAGGUCUUCUUCACCACCGUCUUCAUCCCCAUCCUCUACUCCUUCAUCUUCCUCCUCGGCCUCCUGGGGAACCUCUUUGUCAUUGUGCUGAUGGCCAAGAAGAGUGGGGGCAAGAGGAUGGUGGACACCUUCGUGCUGAACCUGGCAGUGGCCGAUGUCAUCUUCAUCUGCACCUUGCCCUUCUGGGUGGUGGCGGGGGCACGGGGGAACCGCUGGCCACUUGGCGAAGGGCUCUGCAAGGUGAGUAGCUACGCCAUUGCUGUCAACCGCUGCUCCAGCAUCCUCUUCCUCACUGCCCUCAGCGUGGAGCGCUACCUGGUCAUCAGGAAGGUGCUGGACACUAAGAUGAUGGGUUCCCGAAGGCACGUCCGUGUCACCUGCGGCAUCAUCUGGGCAGCGUCCCUCAUCCUGGGCGCCCCAUCCCUGGUGUACCGGCAGCUGGACGGAGAUGACUGCUGGGAUGAAGAUGGAGAGGACUUCAGCUUGACCAUGGUCUUCCUCACCUUCGUCCUGCCUUUGGGAGUCAUCUCCUUCUGCUACUGCUCCAUCUACUGCCGGCUCCAGCGGCACGUCCGGCUGGGGAGGGGCGUCCGGCGUUCCCACCGUGCCAUCGUCACCAUCGUCGUAGCCUUCCUCUGCUCCUGGUUGCCCCUCAACGCCUGCAAGGUGCUGCUCUUCUUCCUUGCCAAGGGGACACUGGUCCUGUCCCAGGGGCAGGAGAUGGCCCUGAGGUGGGUGGUGGCCGGCAGCACCUGCCUGGCCUUUGUUAACAGCUGCGUCAACCCCCUCAUCUACGCCCUGAUGGACGGACACUGCCGUCCCCGAUGUCCCUUUGGUCUCUGCACACCAGGGACGAGUCCCGGCGCAGCCGCCACCUCCUCCACCACUGACUCCAGCCUCCUCUUCGGUGGCCGGAUCCGGACCAAGACCCCCCCCGGCCCGUGGCACAGGAGCGGUACUGAGCUCCAGCCAGCACCAGGGAUCCCACGGGGCCACUCGUGAGUCAUCCCCCCCCCCCCGCUCCUCCUCCCCAGUGUCCUCGGGUGCCACCGCCGU
Molecule: messenger RNA, 1705 nt
Organism: Grus americana (Whooping crane)
Lineage: Eukaryota; Metazoa; Chordata; Aves; Gruiformes; Gruidae
Gene: GPR25
Product: G protein-coupled receptor 25
Exons: 4
Coding region: 563-1651 (362 amino acids)
Biological process (GO): immune response; G protein-coupled receptor signaling pathway
Cellular component (GO): membrane
Molecular function (GO): G protein-coupled receptor activity
Source: RefSeq, a predicted model, not a curated record